This is a messenger RNA of Dioscorea cayenensis subsp. rotundata (Guinea yam), 1825 nucleotides long. Its product is annotated as laccase-22-like. NCBI's taxonomy places the organism in Eukaryota, Viridiplantae, Streptophyta, Magnoliopsida, Dioscoreales, Dioscoreaceae. The coding region runs from base 75 to 1748 and encodes 557 amino acids. Gene Ontology annotation, biological process: lignin catabolic process. The transcript has 6 exons. Gene Ontology annotation, molecular function: hydroquinone:oxygen oxidoreductase activity; copper ion binding. The record is from RefSeq and is a predicted model, not a curated record. Gene Ontology annotation, cellular component: apoplast.
GCCUGUCAUGCCAUGCAAACACAUUUAUUUCCACACAAACAACAGAGGAGGCAAGAGAGAGAGAGAGAGAGAUCAUGGAGUCAUGGCCUAGAUCCCUUCUACUCGUGCUCUGCCUAUGGCCAUUGCUCGUAGAUGGCAUGGUCAGGCAUUACAAGUUCAAUGUGGUGAUGAAAAACACAACGAGGUUAUGUUCUAGCAAACCCAUCGUGACGGUGAAUGGCAAGUUCCCCGGACCAACCUUGUAUGCGAGAGAAGGCGACAAUGUGCUUGUCAAGGUCACCAACCACAUCAAGUAUAACGUAACCAUUCACUGGCACGGGAUUAGACAAAUUAGGACCGGAUGGGCUGAUGGGCCUGCUUAUAUCACUCAGUGCCCAAUCCCGUCAAAGCAAAGCUAUGUCUACAAUUUCACAAUAACCGGGCAAAGAGGCACCCUUCUGUGGCACGCCCACAUCUUAUGGCUCAGGGCUACUCUGCACGGAGGAGUUGUCAUCUUGCCCAAGCUUCAUGUGCCUUACCCAUUCCCUGCUCCUUACAAAGAGGUGGUUGUCAUCUUAGGAGAAUGGUGGAAGUCUGAUACAGAAGCUGUGAUCAAUGAGGCAAUGAAAUCUGGUAUAGCUCCAAAUGUUUCCGAUGCACACACUAUCAAUGGUCAUCCAGGGCCUAUGUCAACUUGCGCAACUUCUCAAGAUGGCUUCAAACUCAAGGUGGAUAGUGGGAAAACAUACAUGCUUAGGGUCAUCAAUGCUGCGCUCAAUGAGGAGCUAUUUUUCAAGGUGGCCGGGCAUCAACUGACAGUUGUGGAAGUGGAUGCUGUGUACACUAAGCCAUUUAAGACUGAUACGAUACUGAUAGCACCAGGCCAAACCACAAAUGUCCUGUUGACUGCUGAUCAAGGUGCAGGGCAAUACCUUGUGACUGCCUCUCCCUACAUGGAUGCUCCUAUUGCCGUGGAUAAUAAGACCGCCACAGCCACCGUGCAUUACACCAACACAGUAUCCACGAGUGCUAUCACAACCACUAAUCCUCCUCCGCAGAAUGCAACCCCUGUGGCAUCCAACUUCAUUGACUCACUCCGUAGCCUAAACUCCAAAAGAUAUCCAGCUAAAGUGCCACUGAAGGUAGACCAUUCCCUUUUAUUCACUGUUGGUCUGGGCAUCAACCCAUGCCCAACUUGCAUAGCAGGCAAUGGAAGUCGGGUUGUGGCAGCCAUCAACAACGUAAGCUUUGUGAUGCCGACCACUGCGCUCCUCCAAGCACAUUAUUUCAACAUUAGUGGAGUGUUCACAAAAGAUUUCCCCGGAAAUCCUCCCAUAGCCUUCAAUUACACAGGCAGUGGUCCAGCAAACUUGCAGACCAUGACUGGGACCAGAUUAUAUCAGCUUGCUUAUAACUCAACUGUGCAAGUUGUAUUACAAGACACUGGCAUCAUCUCACCAGAAACCCACCCAGUCCAUUUGCAUGGAUUUAAUUUCUUUGCUGUUGGGCGUGGGUUAGGGAAUUAUAAUCCAAAAACAUCUCCAAAGAAGUUUAAUCUUGUUGAUCCGAUUGAGAGAAACACCAUUGGUGUUCCUUCAGGAGGAUGGGUCGCUAUCCGAUUCCUAGCUGAUAAUCCAGGCGUUUGGUUUUUACAUUGUCAUUUAGAAGUGCACACGACUUGGGGGUUGAAGAUGGCCUUUGUUGUGGAGAACGGGAAAGGUCCAAAUGAGUCUUUAUUGCCACCACCAAAGGAUCUUCCAAUUUGUUAAACUAUGCAUGCCUCUCCUUAUGGCGCUCCUUUUAUUCUAUCAAAACUCUUGCUACAACAGGGUUAUAUCUUUGAACA